AUGGAUGUGAGGUUCUACCCAGCGGCGGCCGGAGACCCCGCCGGCCUGGACUUCGCGCAGUGCCUGGGGUACUACGGCUACAGCAAGUUUGGAAAUAAUAAUAACUACAUGAACAUGGCUGAGGCAAACAACGCCUUCUUUGCUGCCAGCGAGCAGACAUUCCAUACACCAAGCCUUGGGGAUGAAGAAUUUGAAAUCCCACCAAUCACGCCUCCUCCAGAGUCAGAUCCUGCCCUGGGCAUGCCUGAUGUACUGCUACCUUUCCAAGCCCUCAGUGAUCCGUUGCCUUCCCAGGGAAGUGAAUUCACACCCCAGUUUCCUCCUCAAAGCCUGGAUCUUCCAUCCAUUACCAUCUCUAGAAAUCUUGUGGAACAAGAUGGCGGGCUUCAGAACAGUGGAUUGCAUAUGGAUCAGAGCCACACACAAGUGUCACAGUACCGUCAGGAUCCCUCCUUGAUCAUGAGGUCCAUUGUCCACAUGACUGAGGCAGCUCGUUCUGGAAUCAUGCCUCCUGCCCAGCUCACCACCAUCAACCAGUCUCAGCUCAGUACCCAACUCGGCUUGAACUUGGGAGGUGCCAGUAUGCCCCACACAUCUCCCUCGCCCCCAGCAAGCAAGUCGGCCACUCCCUCUCCUUCCAGCUCCAUCAAUGAAGAGGAUGGUGAUGAAGCCAACAGAGCCAUCGGAGAGAAAAGAACAGCUCCAGAUUCUGGCAAGAAGCCCAAGACUCCAAAGAAAAAGAAAAAGAAAGAUCCCAAUGAGCCACAGAAGCCAGUAUCAGCAUAUGCCCUGUUUUUCAGAGACACACAGGCUGCAAUUAAAGGCCAGAAUCCCAAUGCAACCUUUGGUGAGGUCUCAAAAAUUGUAGCAUCUAUGUGGGACAGCCUUGGAGAAGAACAGAAGCAGGUCUAUAAAAGGAAAACGGAAGCUGCCAAGAAAGAAUACCUGAAGGCCCUGGCUGCAUACAGGGCCAGCCUCGUUUCUAAGGCUGCCGCUGAAUCAGCAGAAGCCCAGACCAUUCGUUCUGUGCAGCAGACCCUGGCGUCAACCAAUCUGACAUCCUCUCUCCUCCUGAACACUCCGUUGUCUCAACAUGGAACAGUUCCAGCCUCACCUCAGACUCUCCCGCAGUCCAUCCCUAGGUCGAUCGCUCCCAAACCUUUAACCAUGAGACUCCCCAUGAGCCAGAUUGUCACAUCGGUCACCAUUGCCGCCAACAUGCCCUCGAACGUUGGGGCUCCGCUGAUCAGCUCCAUGGGGACACCCAUGGUGGGCUCAGCAGCCUCUGCCCAGGUGAGCCCUUCCGUACAAACCCAGCAGAUGCAACAGAUGCAACAGCAGCAGCUGCAGCAGCACCAGAUGCAGCAGCAAAUCCAGCUGCAGCAGCAGCAUUUCCAGCACCACAUGCAGCAGCACCUGCAGCAGCAGCAGCACCUCCAGCAGCAGAUCAACCAGCAGCAGCUGCAUCUCCAGCUGCAGCAGCUGCAGCACAUGCAGCACCAGCCUCAGCCUUCUCCCCGGCAGCACUCGCCUGUCACCUCUCAGCUCACAUCCCCCAUCCCUGCCCUCGGGAGCCCCCAGCCAGCCUCACAGCAACACCAGUCGCAAAUCCAGUCUCAGACACAGACUCAAGUAUUACCACAGGUCAGUAUUUUCUGAAGAGGACGCAUGUGGCCAGGUGGAUUUGCGUGCAUGGAAGAGGAGAGUGGCAAGGGAAAUGAAGGAAGGCAGACAGGGCUGAAAGUUGUGCAGUUGGUCUUGGUUAUGCAGAAAUGUGUAACAGGUUGACCGGUCCUCUCCAGUGUCUAUUAGAUAGGCAAUAAGACUGAAGUGUAGCUGGGUGACACCUUGUAGAUGACUAUUAAAAUCAUUGUUGAAACAAGGAAAGCUGUGCUCUUUUUAUGUGAUGCCUUUUUUAUUUAUUCAGGCUUUACCUACAAUAUGUGAAUCAAACUGUUUAAUGAAUCCUCCACUAUACUGAUGACUAGAAACUGGCCUGAGUCAUAGAAAAUGGCCUUAUUCUUCCAGAAGUGAGUCAACUAUACUUGCAGGCUAUUGGAACUUCCAAAGCCCUCACAGUUAAAUUAAAUAAGUUAAUUAAUUAAAGCACAGUUGUAACUACCUGAAAUAGGAAGAUCCAGUUUCAUACAAACAUUUGUAUGAUGUGAAUAGUUGAUGGCAUUUUUUGUCAUGAAAAAAAAGUUAAUGUAAAUCACAGACUUUUGCCAAAGCUCUUAUUUUUUUUCCUAAAUCUCUCCAGAAAGAGAAAAUAAUAAUAAAUGCAAGUGAUUAGAUUCAAUUAUUGACUGAUUUUCACUUUUUAUCCAUGACUUUCUCCAAAUCAAGCUGCAGUAUAUAUUGAAACAGUAUCGAAGGACCACUGCUAGCACAGAUGUUCAUUGCAAUUAGAGGAAAAGAAAUGUGAAUCCUAUAUUCCGUGUUAGGAGUGACAAGGUUCGGGAAAAAAAUUUAAAAAAUUAAAAAACACUGUAUUUUUAAAAGGGAAAUGCACUUAAAUGAAGACACUUAUUUCAAAAGUUAAGAUUUAAAAAGAAAAAAUGCAAGAGUUUUUAUUAUGAUGUAAUACCGGUAGAAUAUUUAAAAGGCACACUUACAUCUGAAUAAUCAAUGUAAAUAUUUUCUUUCCAAGUUGUAAGUUUUCAUAUAAUGUGUUGUAAAGUUUUCCUAAACGAGGCUUUAACGUAAACACUGGUGACAUAAACCAUUCAUUGCUAUGUUGCUUAUUGUGUUUUUAUGCUGUUUUAUACUUUUUUAUGAGUUACGGACGAUAGCGGCGAUUAAGUUGUUUGUAUUUUGCUUAACUAAAACAAAAUGCUUUUAUCUUGCUAUAGAAUAAACACAUUUCAGUAAAAACUGUGGACUGUAUUUUGAUGCAACAACAAGAAAAAAAAUGUUCCCUUUUCAAAUAAAAUGGUAUGUCAAAUUUCA
Molecule: messenger RNA, 2949 nt
Organism: Dipodomys ordii (Ord's kangaroo rat)
Lineage: Eukaryota; Metazoa; Chordata; Mammalia; Rodentia; Heteromyidae
Gene: Tox3
Product: TOX high mobility group box family member 3
Exons: 7
Coding region: 1-1659 (552 amino acids)
Biological process (GO): regulation of transcription by RNA polymerase II
Cellular component (GO): nucleus
Molecular function (GO): chromatin DNA binding
Source: RefSeq, a predicted model, not a curated record